Arabidopsis thaliana (thale cress) is the source of this 1281-nucleotide messenger RNA. Its product is annotated as NAD(P)-binding Rossmann-fold superfamily protein. Bases 155 to 1099 code for a protein of 314 amino acids. The record is from RefSeq and is marked reviewed. Gene Ontology annotation, molecular function: oxidoreductase activity; oxidoreductase activity, acting on the CH-OH group of donors, NAD or NADP as acceptor. The transcript has 4 exons. NCBI's taxonomy places the organism in Eukaryota, Viridiplantae, Streptophyta, Magnoliopsida, Brassicales, Brassicaceae.
GUGGGGGAUUGCACCUUUUGACCCACAAAAAGGAUGAGAAAAUUAUGUGAGAGGGAGAUGAGAACGACGACGAAGCUCUGUGUUCUUUCUUGCCUCCUCUUAUCGUGAAAAUAAACAUACUUAGGAUCGUAGAAGAGAGAAAAUAAGAAGAAAGAUGGUAGGAAGCAAAGAAAAAUCGAAAGAGAAACGAGAUAAGAGACUCCAAGAGAUCUCCCUCCUUCGUACUAUUCCCUAUUCUGAUCACCAGAGGUGGUGGACCUCUGAAACCGUGGCGGUGGUAACAGGUGCGAAUAGAGGAAUAGGAUUUGAGAUGGUGAGACAAUUGGCUGGACAUGGACUAACAGUUAUUCUAACAUCAAGAGACGAGAAUGUAGGCGUCGAAGCCGCCAAGAUCCUUCAAGAAGGUGGAUUCAAUGUUGAUUUCCACCGCCUCGAUAUCUUGGACUCUUCCUCAAUCCAAGAGUUUUGCGAAUGGAUUAAAGAAAAAUAUGGAUUUAUUGAUGUUUUAAUUAAUAAUGCAGGAGUAAACUACAAUGUUGGAUCAGAUAACUCUGUUGAAUUCUCGCAUAUGGUUAUAUCUACCAACUACUAUGGCACCAAGAACAUAAUCAACGCCAUGAUUCCACUAAUGAGACAUGCUUGUCAAGGAGCUCGUAUUGUCAAUGUCACUUCAAGGCUCGGUAGAUUAAAAGGCCGACACAGUAAACUUGAGAAUGAAGACGUGAGAGCCAAGCUUAUGGAUGUGGACUCUCUAACUGAAGAAAUCGUUGACAAAACAGUAUCAGAGUUUUUGAAACAAGUGGAAGAAGGAACAUGGGAAUCUGGAGGUUGGCCACAUUCCUUCACAGACUACUCUGUCUCCAAAAUGGCGGUGAACGCAUACACAAGAGUACUAGCUAAAGAACUAUCCGAGAGACCAGAGGGAGAGAAGAUAUAUGCAAACUGUUUUUGUCCCGGUUGGGUGAAAACCGCAAUGACAGGCUAUGCAGGGAACGUUUCAGCAGAAGAUGGAGCUGACACUGGAGUCUGGCUUGCAUUGCUUCCUGAUCAAGCUAUCACCGGAAAGUUCUUCGCCGAGAGACGUGAGAUCAGUUUCUAAGGAAAAGAUUGGAUAAGACUUGUUUGGUGUUCUACAAGAGUUUAUAUUGAAGUUAGUUUUUUAGUUGAUUGCUAUAUUUACAAGAAUCGAUAUGAAGAAACCAUUUCUCUAUGAAUAUAAUUUAUUUUUCUUCUUGAUCAUUUUUUUUGGUUUAUCAAUAUGUUCGUAGUGAUAUAAUUGUC